CUGAAAUUUGCGCAGUGCGCAAGACAUCUUGCGCCCUGCCGUUCUUUGUCUGUUCAUCUACUCUUUUUAGUCUUUUUCUUUUACAUUUUUCAUUUUAUGUGGUAUUGUGGUUCGUAAUUUUAUUACAUUCUGUCGUGCCGGUAGAACAGAAGUUACUGCAUGAGUUUUCUUAGGCGAUAAUUUGUACCAACAGACUCAUCAAACUGUGUUCUUUUGUGUCCGAUGUCUAGUGCUAUAAUUGCGGACACCUCCGUCGAUCCUCCAGCCAAAAAACGGAAGCUUACUCCAAAGACUGCUACCCCCGAAAUGGCGAACAAUGAAGCUUCAGGUUCAUCUCAAAUUGGCGAAAUCGACGAAGGUCUCUAUUCUCGUCAACUUUAUGUGUUGGGACACGAUGCGAUGCGCCGUAUGGCCACAAGUGACGUUCUUAUAUCAGGUUUAGGUGGGUUAGGCGUCGAAGUAGCGAAAAAUGUGAUCCUUGGCGGUGUCAAAUCGGUCACUCUUCAUGACGAAGCCCUUUGUACUAUUGGUGAUUUAUCUUCACAGUUCUAUUUUACUGAGUCAGAUAUCGGAAAAAACCGAGCAGAGGCUUGCUGCAAAUCUCUUUCUGAGCUCAAUACCUAUGUCCCCACCAGAUCUCACACCGGCCCCCUUGAAGAAAGUUUCAUUAAAAAAUUCAGAGUUGUUGUUCUCACCUCAAGUACAAGAGUAGAACAAUUACGUAUUAGUGAAAUUACUCAUGCUAAUGAUGUGGCACUAAUCAUUGCAGACACUAGGGGUCUCUUUGCCCAAGUGUUUUGUGACUUUGGAGAUUCAUUCACUGUUGUUGAUACCAAUGGUGAACCCACAGUGUCCACCAUGAUUGCUGAUGUCUCUACUGACAAAGAAGCUAUUGUUACAUGCAUAGAUGAUACUAGACAUGGUAUGGAAGAUGGAGAUUAUGUCACUUUCUCAGAAGUACAGGGAAUGACUGAGCUGAAUAACUGUGAACCAAUGAAAAUUAAGGUAUUGGGCCCAUAUACUUUCAGUAUAGGAGACACAACUGGAUUUACAAAAUAUGAAAGGGGUGGUAAUGUGUCUCAAGUGAAAAUGCCAAAAGAGUUACAUUUCAAACCUCUGAAAGAGUCUCUCCAGAAACCAGAUUUUCUAAUAACUGAUUUUGCCAAGUUUGAUUACCCACAACAGUUGCAUUUAGCAUUUACUGCCCUUCAUAAGUAUAUUGAAAAGAAUGGUAGAGUUCCCAAACCAUGGAAUAAUGAUGAUGCUGAAGAAUUUGUUUCCAUAGUAAAAUCAAUUGCUGUUGAUGGGUCCAAUGAUACUGAAGUUAAUGUUGGUUUGCUAGAAACAUUUGCAAAAGUAUCUGCUGGUGAUUUGAACCCUAUGAAUGCUACCAUUGGUGGAGUUGUAGCCCAAGAAGUAAUGAAGGCUUGUUCUGGAAAGUUUCACCCAAUAUAUCAGUGGCUUUAUUUUGAUGCCAUUGAAUGCCUACCUCAAGACCGUUCUGAAAUUACAGAAGAAUUAGCUGCCCCUACAGGAAGCAGAUAUGAUGGCCAGAUUGCUGUUUUUGGAAGUGAAUUCCAGAAGAAAAUAGGUGCAUUAAAAUAUUUUGUGGUUGGAGCAGGAGCUAUUGGUUGUGAAUUGCUGAAGAACUUUGCCAUGAUCGGAUUAGGAACUCAAGGCCAGAUCACUGUGACUGAUAUGGAUUUGAUUGAGAAAUCUAACCUUAAUAGGCAGUUUCUUUUUAGACCACACAAUGUACAACAAGCUAAGUCUGCUACUGCUGCAAAGGUGAUCAAAAAAAUGAACCCUGAAACCAACAUCGUCGCCCACGAGAACCGCGUCGGCCCCGAAACCGAAAGCAUCUACAACGACGACUUCUUCGAGAACCUCGACGGCAUAGCGAACGCCUUGGACAACGUCGACGCCAGAAUCUACAUGGACCGCCGUUGCGUCUACUAUCGCAAGCCGCUGCUGGAGUCCGGCACGCUCGGCACCAAGGGCAACACCCAGGUGGUGGUGCCCUAUCUGUCCGAGUCCUACAGCUCCUCGCAGGACCCCCCUGAGAAGAGCAUCCCGAUCUGCACGCUCAAGAACUUCCCCAACGCCAUCGAGCACACGCUGCAAUGGGCCAGGGACAAUUUCGAGGGGCUGUUCAGGCAGAACGCCGAGAACGCGUCCCAGUACUUGACCGACCCGGAUUUCAUGGACCGCACGUUGAAGCUGCCGGGCGUGCAGCCGCUGGAAGUCCUCGAGUCCGUCAAGUCCGCUCUGGUGGACGAGCGGCCCGAGCGCUUCGAGGACUGCGUCGCUUGGGCGAGGAACCAUUGGGAGGACCAGUACGCCAAUCAGAUCAAGCAGCUGCUGUUCAAUUUCCCGCCGGAUCAGCUGACCAGCACCGGGCAGCUGUUUUGGUCCGGGCCGAAACGAUGUCCUCAGCCGUUGACGUUCGAUGUCGACAAUGCUUUGCAUUUGGACUACGUGGUGGCCGGCGCCAAUUUGAAGGCGCACGUUUACGGUUUGCCGGCUAACAGGGAUCGGGCGUAUAUUGCCGAGGUGCUUAGCAAAGUUGAGGUACCAGAAUUCAUUCCGAAGUCGGGCGUCAAGAUCGCCGUGACCGACUCCCAGAUGGCGAUGAACGGCAACAACGUCGACCUGGACCGCGUGUCCCAGAUCAGAGAGGAGCUGCCCUCCGUGGAGGAGCUGAACGGCCUGCAGUUGACACCGCUGGACUUCGAGAAGGACGACGACUCCAACUUCCACAUGGACUUCAUCGUGGCCGCGUCGAAUCUGAGAGCGGCCAACUACAAGAUACCACCGGCCGAUAGGCACAAGUCCAAACUUAUCGCAGGUAAAAUCAUCCCUGCCAUCGCCACAACCACCUCCGUCGUCGCCGGCCUCGUGUGCCUCGAGCUGUACAAACUGACCAGGAGCAUGAAGAGCCUGGAACCCUUCAAGAACGGCUUCGUCAACCUGGCGCUGCCCUUCUUCGGCUUCUCCGAGCCGAUCGCCGCGCCCAAGCUGGAGUACUGCGGCAACCAGUGGACCUUGUGGGACCGGUUCGAGGUCCAGGGCGAGAUGACGCUGAGCCAGUUCCUGGCCUACUUCAAGGAGAAGCACAGUCUGGAGAUCACGAUGCUCUCGCAGGGCGUUUGCAUGCUGUACUCGUUCUUCAUGGCCAAGGCCAAAGCGCAGGAGCGUUUGGGGCUGAACAUGUCCGAGGUGGUGAAGAGGGUGUCGAAGAAGAAGCUGGAGUCGCACGUGAAGGCGUUGGUUUUCGAGUUGUGCUGCAAUGAUGCGGAAGGGGAGGAUGUGGAAGUUCCCUAUGUGAAGUAUAACCUGUGUUGAAUCGGGGCAGUUUUUUACAGAACUUUGCUCGUUUCGAAUUGAAUACAAGCACUUUAUUGAGGAUAUUGUGAUUUAAAUUAUUGAUAGUUUGUCGGGUGAGCAGCAGGACUUUUCAUCGUUCGUUUUGCAAGAGGGGUUAGCAUUUAAAUGAGCUGAUGCAAUAUAAAUGAUAUAACAAGUAGAGUUGCUGUUAUUUAUUGGAUAUGUAGAUCACCAGGUAACAGUUAUUAUUUUCUUAACUACUUUCAUGUGUGGAAUUAAAUUGAAAAUGUUUAUGUCUUUUGUUUCGUCAUUACUGGGUUAAACAGGGUGAUUU
Messenger RNA from Phaedon cochleariae (mustard beetle), 3661 nucleotides. The record is from the annotation of a GenBank genome assembly. NCBI's taxonomy places the organism in Eukaryota, Metazoa, Arthropoda, Insecta, Coleoptera, Chrysomelidae.